Messenger RNA from Nestor notabilis (Kea), 1365 nucleotides. RefSeq names its product KIAA1456 ortholog (gene TRMT9B). Gene Ontology annotation, molecular function: S-adenosylmethionine-dependent methyltransferase activity; tRNA binding. Bases 1 to 1365 code for a protein of 454 amino acids. Lineage: Eukaryota; Metazoa; Chordata; Aves; Psittaciformes; Psittacidae. The transcript has 3 exons. Gene Ontology annotation, biological process: tRNA wobble uridine modification. Gene Ontology annotation, cellular component: cytoplasm; nucleus. The record is from RefSeq and is a predicted model, not a curated record.
AUGGAACAUGAAGCUACCCAACUAGAAAAGCAGCACGUGCAUAGCGUGUAUGAAAAUACAGCCGCCUACUUUAAUGAUCUGCAGAGCAAAGCAUGGCCCCGUGUCCGAAACUUUCUGCUGGAGCAGAAGCCUGGCAGUCUUGUUGCUGAUAUAGGUUGUGGAACUGGAAAGUAUCUCAGUGUCAACAGUCAGGUGUAUAAUCUUGGCUGUGAUUACUGUGGACCAUUGGUAGAAAUUGCAAGGAAGAAAGAUGAAGAAGUUCUGGUGUGUGACAACCUUAACCUUCCCUUCAGGGACCAGUGCUUCAAUGCAGUCAUUUCCAUUGGAGUGAUCCAUCAUUUCUCAACUAAACAAAGAAGAAUCAAAGCAAUAAAGGAAAUGGCAAGGGUAUUGAUACCCGGAGGCCAAAUGAUGAUUUAUGUUUGGGCUAUGGAACAAAAGAAUCGUCGCUUUGAGAAACAAGAUGUAUUUGUUCCAUGGAACAAGGCCUUGUGCUCACGUCAUUUUUCAGAAUCAAAUCAAUCUGGAGAUAAGGGUGAGUUUGUGCAUGCUGUAAAAAGCCAAGAUACACAUCCUGCACAGCUAGUCAUCUCUGAUUGCAGCUACCAAACCAAUCUCCAGCCAGAAACUGACUCAAAACAUUCCCACAAUAUGGACCAUUGCUUGUCCAGAGCCUGCUGCAUGAAAAUUUCUGAAGGAGAAAACAGAUUUUACAGUGCUUUAGGAAGAUCUUUCCGCUCAUGGUUUUUCUCUACAUCCCUUGAUGAAUCAGCCCUGAGAAAGCAAACCGACAAAAUGAAGUCUCUGAAGAAUGAAGGAGAAUGGGCAAACAGUACUGUACCUGUUCAGCAUUCGCGACAUUGUAGUUUGGAUUUAGGUCACCAUGGGGCACUGUUAAAAGAACAAAGUUUAGAUGAUGAUGACGUGUUUGUGGAAAGCCUGUCUCUCAAAAAACCACAGUGGUCACCAGCCACAGAUGCACUGAAGGACUUAAGUUUAAAUGGAGGACACCAAAGUGUUGCUCAGAUCAAGAGUGAAGAAACUUCAUGUAUAAAUGGCCCACUGGAAGACAGGGACUACAGCUGCGGUUGUAAUAAGGAUGGUGCUGGUAAGUCUAAUGCCAGCAAGUUUUUCAAAAGAACUUCAACAACUGACUCCACUGACUCUGCUUUGGAUUCAGCAGUGUCUGUUGGGGACCAAACUGAUGCCACAUUGGAUACAAAAGCCUUUAUGCGUUAUUACCAUGUUUUUCGAGAAGGGGAGCUGUGCUCUCUGGUAGAAGAGAAUGUGCCUGAGCUUCAGAUACUUUCUUCCUGCUAUGACCAUGGAAACUGGUGCAUUAUUGCAGAAAAAAGAGGAACAUAG